GACUUAAGUCAGCAGUCUGAAUGGCUGAACUUCAGUGAAAAGCUGUGAAACCUCCACAUAUUGACACAUCCCCCUUUGCUGAUUCAUUGAUCUACAUGGUUUAAAUAGUGGGAGGGCAGCAAUCCCUUCCCAGAUUAGUGGAAGCUGGACACAGGAUCACAUCAGCAUCUGUGCAGGACUGUGUAACACAACCAGGCAACCAUGAAGUGGAAAUUUCACCUUAUCGGAAUUUUCUAUAUCCUGCCUUUAAUUUCUGGCCAAUGCCCACAAGAAUGCAGAUGUCCUAGACCUGGACAAGUAGACUGCUCCGGAUCCGAUAUCUUAGAAUUUCCUAGUUCUAUUCCAUCAAAUAUUAGAAGUCUACAGAUAAUGAAUACUGAAGUUACUGAGCUUCAUGAUGGUGUUUUAGAAAACAUGACCGCACUGUUAAUUCUGAGGAUUGAAAAAAAUGAACUGGCAACUCUAGGAGCCAAAGCAUUCUCCAACCUGAUUUCUCUUCGUUAUCUUAGUUUGGCCAACAACAGACUGCAAGAGUUAACUGAUGGCUUAUUCAAAGACCUGACCAAACUAGAGACUCUUAUUUUGUCAAAUAACCAAAUUAACCAACUUCCCUCCAUGUUGUUUGCUCCUCUAAUAAACAUAAAAGAACUUCAAAUAUUAGGAAAUGAACUGAGAUCUAUACCUGAUGGUGCUUUUGAUCAGAUGAAUGGGCUUACCAAACUGAAUUUAGCCAAAAACUAUCUUGAACAUCUGCCCCCCAAAAUUCUGGAUAAAGUUACUAAACUUCAAACCCUUAGGCUGUAUGAAAAUCAACUCGUUGAUAUUCCUGAAGGAUUGUUGAAUAAACUCAAUAGUCUUCAGGAAGUUGCAUUACACAGCAACCAAAUCAGAGAACUGUCAGCAAAUACAUUUUCCAACAACCCAAAUUUACAGAAAGUCUUCUUAUCAAAUAACAAGCUUUCCUCAUUGCCCCAGGGUUUAUUGGUGAACCUGCCUGAGCUAUCCAAGCUAACAUUGCAUGGAAAUGAAAUAAAGGAGAUUACAAAGGGGGUCUUUGGGCCACUGCCAAAGUUAAAGGAGCUGUGGCUAUAUGAUAACCAGCUUGAAGUACUUGGAGAUAAUGCAUUUGCAAACCUAACUAACACUCAGCUGCUUAUUAUAAGCAAAAAUCAGAUCCACACUAUCUCCAGAGAUGCUUUCAAUGGGUUAGAUGAGCUUCUGGAGCUUUCACUUCACACAAAUGCCUUAACUACUUUGGAUCAAUAUAUCUUCUGGAGAUUACCCAAGUUACAAAAUAUUUCCCUCCACAGCAAUAAAAUAGAAAGCCUCCCGGCAGGCCUGUUUAGAGGUAUGGACACUUUGAUGACUGUACAGUUACAAAAUAACUCCCUACAGAAUCUACCAAAAGGUAUAUUUGAUUCUUUGAUACACCUAAAUGAAGUCAAACUAAACAACAACCCAUGGAAGUGUGACCUUGAUCUCUUACCCCUCGCAAACUGGAUUUCCCAAAAUAAGCACAAAGUUGGAAACCACAGUCAGCUUGUGUGUACCAACUCACCUUUGAAGGACAUGCCUAUUUCGGAAUUAAAUGAGCAGGAUGUAGAACUUCUGACAUUAACCUCACUUCCAGAUGUGGUCCAUUUCACACAUAAAACUGAAAGUUCUACUGAUAAAGUUCUGUUGACCUCAAAAACACCAAACAUAGAGGAUGCAACCUUUAUGGACACCACACCAAAUAUGAUUUCAAGUAACACUGCAAAAGUAAUACCAACAAGCAUGCUUCCCGAUUAUGAUGAUGAAGAAGAAGAGGAACGUGGGGGAAACAAGUUAGUAGGGGUCGUGAUUGCCAUAAUAGUUUUGGUUUGCAUCGCCCUGAUUUGCACAGUCAUCGCUUGUAUAGUAUACAACAGAAGGAAGAAAAACCAUGUCGUACUUAUGAGAAUGAAACAACAGAAUGAGUUGAGGAAAGCAUUGGUCAGAGCUGUUCUCCUCUGUGCACUGCUCGAUCUUCAUUCUUGGUGGGUGCAGAGCUGCUCGUCCUCGUGUAUUUGCUUUAAGGAGGUGAACGUUUUCUGUUUCAGCAAGACAAUUACAGAAGUUCCCAAAGACAUUCCCCUCCAUACCAAGGAACUUAUGUUUUUAGAAACAUCCAUUGAUAUCAUUGAAAACAAAACAUUUGGACAUUAUCAGGGUUUGACAAAGCUGGUUUUGUUGAACAAUAAGAUACAUUAUAUACAUGAAAAUGCAUUUAACGGGCUACAUUACCUGAAAGACCUGGAGAUUUCAGCCAAUCCUCUAUCAGAAUUAAAUGUAUUCUUAUUUAAUGGACUAACAGAACUUCAGAAACUCACCAUCACCUAUAAUGCAAUACAUGAGAUUCAAUGUGGACUCUUUCUUUCUAAUAAGAGGUUGGAAAUUCUCUCCUUACAAGGAAACAACAUUUCUCGUAUUUGCAAGGAUGCCUUUCAGAAUCAAGUGCGUUUGUCAGAACUCAAUCUUAGUUCCAAUGAUAUAAGAUCAUUUCCAGUGGGUCUUUUUAAACCACUACAAAAGCUGAAAAUUCUCAAACUGAGUAACAACCAAAUUAACAGGUUAAUGCCUGACAUAUUUGACAACUUGUUAGAACUUAAGGAGCUGUCGUUAAAUGGGAAUCAUUUUACCAAUAUUCCAAGAUACACUUUCCAAUCAUUAAUUUCUUUGGAGAAAUUAAAUCUUAUGGGCAAUUUUAUUAAGAGUCUUUCUCAUGAAGUCUUCUCCACUUUAUCAAGUCUCUCCAUGCUAAAUCUAGAAAGAAACCAGCUCAGGGCUUUACCCCUAGGGAUUUUUGAUGCUAUGAAAAAUUUAACUAUGUUGUCAUUGGGUGGGAACAGGCUCCAAUCUAUUCCAGACAACAUUUUUUCCAGCUUAGUCAAAGUUGAAAAUAUAGUUUUGUCGCACAAUCAAAUUGAGAAGCUGCAAACAAAUGCAUUUCAUGGUUUGGAAUCUGUUGUUCAUCUGCACCUUGACAAUAACAGCAUUGAUUUUAUUGAUAACAACAUAUUUAGCCAAAUGACUACUCUGAGAGUCAUUACGCUCCACCAGAACCAGCUGGCAAGGCUUCCAGAUGGCGUACUUGAUCCACUCUACAACUUGCAUACUUUGACACUCCAUAGUAAUCGUUGGGUAUGUGACUGUUCACUAUCAUAUCUUGUAAAAUGGAUAAAGAACAAUCAAGAUAUCGCCGACGUUUCCGAAACGGAAUGUGCAGAACCACUGCAUAACCAAGGGAAAUCAAUUUCCUUGUUACGUAUACAAGAUUUAGGCUGCCCAAUUAUUUUUGACUUUCCACAAAUCCAAAAAAGUGGACUUCAAGUUCCGAAGAGUAGUCCAGCCAAUCCUUGCACUUAUACUUUAAAAGAUGGAGUCCUACACUUUAGCUGUGAGUUGAUUAUAUGUAGCAAUAUGAAUAUUCAGGUGGAUAUAGUGCAGGAAUCGUAUCAAAGCAACUUCAGUCACAAUACUACUAAUAUCCAGAACAUCUGCACUGUCACUAAACUUAGUUUCCUUGUCACACAAGUCAUGAAAAUGACGAUGGUAAUCCAUUGGAUCUUCCUUCUGUCCUUACUCGGAGCAGCUGAACUUAAUGCAAACAACUGUGAGAAUGAAUACGAGUGCCCCAAAGAUUACCAGGAUGUCUACUCAGAUAAGACAAUGACUGAAAUACCCAAGUCCAUAAAGCCAAUAAUCAGAGAAAUCUUUUUUGUACAAACUUUAAUAUCAAUUAUCAGAAAGGAUGCAUUCAAAUACAUGGCUAAUUUGGAAAAGAUUUUCUUUAUUAGUAACAAGAUUAAAACAAUUCAAGUAGGUGCCUUCCACAAUCUGCCAAACUUAAUUGAACUAGAGAUCUCUGCCAAUAAGGAACUGGAGAUACUUAACUUGGGGAUAUUUGGCAACUUAAAUCACUUGAAAAAACUUGUCCUUAAAAACAAUAACAUAAGCCAGGUGGAGAAGAGAAUUUUUGAUAAUCUCGGAAAACUAGAAGAACUUUAUUUAAACAUCAACCAAAUCCCUUUCCUUCCUCCUGGAUUGUUUGACUCACUUGGUAACAUAACAAUCGUACAUCUUGCCAAAAAUAAAUUAUCGACGUUACCCAAGGAUUUUUUUUGCAAACUGCCCAAACUAGAAACCCUCCGUCUGUACGAGAAUGAGCUAACUGAUCUUCCAGAAAACUUAUUAGACAACAACCCAGCACUGAUUGAAUUCAGUGUCUCAAAAAACAAAAUUAAAGUAUGGCCCAAAAACAUUUUGGCUAAAUCUACAAAUAUCGAAAAACUCUUCUUGGAAGAUAACCUUAUUGAAGAAUUGCCAGAUAACCCAUUUUUUGGUUUGAACAAAAUGAAACAACUGAAAAUGAGUGGCAACCAACUUCUAAAGCUCCCAGAUCAACUGACUGAUAACAUGCCUUUACUUUCCGAACUCGAUUUGCGACAGAACAAUUUAACAACAAUGCCAAAUGGAGUAUUCAAGAAUAUGAAGUCGUUAAAAAAGCUCAUUAUAUCCUCUAACAAAAUAGACACUCUUAAAAAGGAGAUGUUUGCUGGCCUCAAUCAGCUGACAGAGCUGAAUUUAGAAAGGAAUGACCUUACAUCCUUAGACCAUGAUACCUUUUCUUUGCUUCCAAAAUUGAAGACCCUAAGACUUGGUAAAAACAGGUUUACGAACCUCCCUGCUGCUAAUGUUGAUUCAUUGGCUAAAAUUCCAAGCAUAUAUUUAAGGGAAAAUCCUUGGCGGUGUGAUUGUCAGCUUGUGACAUUUUUCACUUGGGUACAUAAUAAUAAAAAAAUAGUCAAAGAUGCAGAUAAACUGGAAUGUUAUAGCCCACCCCACCUCACUGGAAGAACGCUCAUCUCCUUAAAACAAGAUGAAUUGGUAUGUGUGACCACUAAAGCUGAAACAAUUCUAACAACAGUGGCUACUACACAUAUUCCAAUAACUACCAGGGAAGCCACUACCACACAUUAUCCAACCACCAUGCAAAGCACAAAAUCCAUGAAGGUUACAACACAACCACAAACUACAACUGAGGAAGUAACAACUCAAAUGUCAACUAUAAUGCCAACCACAGAAGCUACCACUAUGAUACCAUCAACUCCAAAGCUAAACAACUUGAUAAUAACAACGGCUCAAGAAACCACUAAAGUGACAACUAAGGAAUUAACUAGUUUGUCUACUGUACAAAGUACAUCUAUAAAGCAAACAACUGUUCCAUUGGUAACCACUGUUGAAACUACCCCAUCAUUUGAAACCACAACAUCUCAAUUGACCACUUUUCUACAAAUGACAACUACAGAGACUACAACUUCCUUCAUGUCUACUUCAAACGUAGAGACAUCUAGUGCUCCACUUACUACAACCGAAGAACCUACAACACAUUUAAUGACUACCACAAACGCAAAAACAUCAAGUGCCCCCCAUUCAACAAUCAAACAGCAUACAACAUCUUUAAUGACUACCACAAAUUUAGAAACCUCAAGUGCCUCCCAUACUACGACUGAAUUGCCCAAAACAACAAGUUUGAAGACUUCUACAACCAUAGAUACAACAACUGAACCGCUGACUACGACACACCUAAAUAUUAUAAUUACAGAGCCUACAACGGUCCCAAACAGUGAAAGUACAUCAUUAAAGCCCAGUACAAGCUUGCUGACAUCUACAACUCAAUUUCCCUCAACUACAGUGCAUUGGAAAGAGGAGAAACCUACAACUGAAGUGGCAACUACAUUUAAAAUAGCAUCAACGUGUCCCACAAGCAACAAAAGUACAACUACAGCCAUAACUUCCGCCAAAGCCUAUAGUACCCAAGCAACAACACAAUAUAUGUCUACAACUCUUCUGGUAAAAUUCAUGUCGACAGAGAUUGAUAUAAGCCUACCGAACACUACCCCAUCCAUAGAUACCACAUUUUCAUCUACAAUUUCAUUUUUUAUCACGGGAACCACCAUGUCCUACAGAGAAGAAGACAAUGCAACAGGGUCUGCUUCACAAUCGCUCAAAGCUUGGAAUACUCUUUUCGGAGAGAAUUUUCAUCACUGCCAAAUCCUCCUUAUCUCUUACCUUGUCUUGUUGUGCAUACAGAUCUCCUCAACCAUCUUUUUAAUAACAUUUACGUAUACUCUACAUAAAUCUAUUCGUAGUGUAAAGGUACCAAAACGCCCUGUUAGGCUUGUGUGGAUCUAUAUGAAAAAAGAGAAGACAUAGAUGAAAAUAUUCAAACAUUCAUGUUGAAAUAUCGCUUCUCUUCCAGUUUCUUACAUAAAACUUGGAGAAAAUAAAGACAGUACCAGCAGCAAGCUAGCUCCUCCAGUUAUUGAAGUUAGCCUUCAUAAUGCCCUCCUUUGGCAAUAACUGCAUCACGGGUAAUAUUAGUUGUUGAAUUGUGUUGCCCAAUGCAGAAUUGGUCAAAAACGCAUGUAAACUAUUUUCACCAGAGCCAUUGACACAGAUGGAAAACGGUGUUAAUUGCGUAUAUAUUGAUUAGUGUCAAGCUUUUAAUUGUAAGGACACCAAUUUUAGCUCUUUGCACUGGCCAGUGGAUAACUGAGAGUCAACUUAUUACAACUUCUAACGAAACAUAUUAACAGCUGGGAAGGUUGCUAGGAACAUUGGGUGUAUUUGUAUAGUCUAGUAGGAACCAGAUGUCAGUAGAGAUGUUUACUCGUAUUAAUAUGAGCUUUGAGGUACACUUUAUUUUACAUUAGAGCAGUAGCCGAUUUUAACAAUACAAACAGUAUUAUCACAGAAAGUUACCUGAUGACAUCUGUAUUGCUGUAUUUUAUCUUAAACACAAUGUUUUAUGAUGUAGCAAACACUGUAUAUUCUUCCUCUGUUUUUCAUUCUGCCUCUUUCAUUGCUGAUCUGUGUGCAUAAAUAGAAUUAAUCUCACUAUGAGAAUAGGCAUGUCAUUUUUAUUAUUAAUUUAUUGUGAUGCAAAUUAACAGGGGGAUCUGAUUAACAUUUAAUUGCAUGUCUAUCUUAUUAGAGGUCUCUGGCCAUCAACUGUGAGGUGGGAUAACCUUUUCUUCAGCUGAGUGUUCCUAGAUGACCCACCAUGAGUAGGGACAAAAUGGACUGUUGUGUAGAAACUUUUUUCAAGAAUGUUAAUCUGCAUUUUUUUGUUCUUUUCUCAUGUUAUGCACCUAUAAAGCUUCUGUUUUAACAAGUUUUGUUAUUAAUAGAUAAAGUAAUUAUAGAAAGUAAACAUAUUGUAAAAGUUAUGAUCCAUA
This is a messenger RNA of Spea bombifrons (plains spadefoot toad), 7262 nucleotides long. RefSeq lists its product as uncharacterized. The transcript has 4 exons. Gene Ontology annotation, cellular component: plasma membrane. The record is from RefSeq and is a predicted model, not a curated record. Gene Ontology annotation, molecular function: protein binding. The coding region runs from base 202 to 6237 and encodes 2011 amino acids. Lineage: Eukaryota; Metazoa; Chordata; Amphibia; Anura; Pelobatidae.